Haliotis rubra (blacklip abalone) is the source of this 2294-nucleotide messenger RNA. RefSeq lists its product as uncharacterized. The coding region runs from base 141 to 2060 and encodes 639 amino acids. The record is from RefSeq and is a predicted model, not a curated record. The transcript is spliced from 4 exons. Gene Ontology annotation, molecular function: GTP binding. NCBI's taxonomy places the organism in Eukaryota, Metazoa, Mollusca, Gastropoda, Lepetellida, Haliotidae.
AGAGAUUUAUCUCCCUUGUUUAAUGGCGAGAUUUUCUGUGUCACUUGUGGUGGUGUUGACUAAGCUUCAGUUAUCAGAACAACUACGGACUUUGAGACUCGGUUAGUUACCCAACGAAGGUCACACAUCCGUCGCUAGCCAUGAGUGAGACAGUCUUCUAUCAGCCUGGAAUGUCCUUGGGUAGAACCUUUGAUCUCCGGACCUACGGGAACGGUUUGGACAUUUUCCCAGAAGACUUGGUUGACAAUCCCAAAAUCAUAGAAAGCCAUUACAAUACCGUCAAGUACAGAGUCAUAAAGAACAGUCAGGACAUCAACAAUAUAUUGGAGCUUUCUGGAGAAGUGGCUCUCAAGAUUAAAGCUGGUAUCUUGAACGUAGAGGGGAUGGCGUCAUAUGUAAAGGAGGAUAAAAUCAAAGACGAAUGCACAGAAAUAUUCGUGAGAGUACACGUUGAAACUCUUACAGAAACUCUAAGAGACUUAACCCCAAGACGCGCCUGGGGUGAACACCUCAUUGGCAGUCAUUUCAUACGAAGUAUAACAUAUGGUGGAGACUUACUGGUGAGGAUCCGCAUCAGGGGUUCAGACAGAGCCAAGAUUGAGGAUGUUGAGGCAAAGCUCAAGGGAAAUAUCGGUCCAUUCAAACUUCCCGAGGCUAAGCUAACACUGGAUAAAAGACACAAGGAUAUUCGAGAUGAUAUAGAAACAGAGAUUGAAUAUCUCUCGACAAGCGUGGACUGCGAGAUGCCUCGGGAUGUAGAAGAACUGAUGAGAGUUUUGAAUUCAUUUAAAUGGGAAGUGUUGAAAAUAAACAACGGCAAGGGUGUACCGUGUAAGUGUGAACUUCUUCCUUUGAGUGUCCUGGACUCAACGAUCCCAACCCAGACAAAGGAUAAAAGUCUUGACAUGCUCCUGGUACAGGUUGAUGAGAAAUUUGAUGACUUGCGCUUUGCGAAAAAGCACCUGGAGAGGUUUGUCGAGAACCCGAGUCUUGAAAUGACUGAGACACUGUCCAAAGAAUAUGAAGAGCUUGAAGGUCGUAUUGAUGAUGUUUUGGACGAGUUUCAUCAUGUCAUCAGCAGACUGGACAUGACCCUGUCUGGAGAUGGGCCAAGUCAGUUUACUCAUAUUCUGUCUGUUUAUAAGGAGAAGAAGAAGAUUGGUGGGUUUCAAAAGGAAGUGACUCUGUUUAUCAAACGACACAAGCCAGAAGAAAGCACCGUGUGUCCUCAGCUCACUGAUGAAUAUCCCAAGACAGACAUGGGUGCAUCGUCUGAAGGAUGCACAGGCUCCUUGACUGAACAAGAGACUGGACUCAGCGUAUUAGUUCUGGAGAAAGGCGGAUCGAGUGAGUCGUGUGUAUUGGGACAGGUUUUGUUUUCAGACCCCAGUCUGGAACCCAUCACUGGGGCACCUGUGUCCAGGACUGCCCGUGAGAACACUACUUUAGUGAGAGCAUCCAGCAUAUUUACCCAAUCGUCGGAAGGGCAAUGUUUGAGUGAUAUCGGCACCUCCAUUGCCUAUGCCCCUCUUGGAUUCCAUGCUGUUCUUUUUGUGAUAUACAUCGACCAAAAUAUGAACAGACAUGACCGCAAUACACUGAAACUUCUGAGAAGUGUCCUUGGAAGUGACAUGAUCAAGACUUAUGGUGCUGUUGCCCUUGUUCAUGAUGACGUUUUUGAAACAGGUUCGGAAGCGUCACUUUCUAAUUCCAUCGAGACUGCAAAAGCACAGGAUGACACUUUGGCGCAUCUCCUUGAUGAAUGUGGCAACAGAUGUGUAUUCAUUAAUCGUAAAGAUUUGAUAUCACCUUCCGAGCUGCAGGCAGCGCAGAGUGACCUCCUUCAGGUGAUCGACAAGGUCCAAGUGAAAACUCGCCACACCACUUUGAGCAACGAUUACUUCGUUCUCAGCAAGAGGUUGAUGGCUGAAGUGGAGGAAGACGACAACCUUGCAUUUGCUUUAAAUGACUCUCUGGGGAACGCUCAAGAAUUAGUGCAGCCUUCACAGGAUAGGGAAGGACGAGUGGGAGCCAAGCUGGCCGAGCUUUUUGAAAUCUGAUACGACUUUUAAUUUACAUAUACCAAUCAAACAACAGUGAUUGAUAUGAUGAGCAACGUCCCAACGCCAUCAGGAACCGAUGCCACGUCACCUAAUCCAUGACAACCUAAUCCAUUUAGUCUUUUCUCUGACCCAGAAUCCCCAGGGAAGCCAUUUGAUCUUGCACGAAACCUCGCUUACAGUCAUGCCGUGAAUACGCAAUAUGCACUUGUUAAAACAUUAUGCUGCACUGAC